This is a messenger RNA of Vicia faba (fava bean), 708 nucleotides long. NCBI's taxonomy places the organism in Eukaryota, Viridiplantae, Streptophyta, Magnoliopsida, Fabales, Fabaceae. The record is from the annotation of a GenBank genome assembly.
AUGGCUUCCACCCAAUCCGCCUUCGCGGGAACCAUUCCGGCUCCGAAGGUUAGGGUAGUUGCAAAAAUUCGUGGGUUUUCGGAUCCAGAUACCAGUUUCGAACCCUCCAGAACUGUCGACUGGGUUUCGGUGAGCACAGAAAUUUCAGGGGAAGUUACCAUCUCCUUUAAAGAACAAUCUUCUAGCCGAGAUUUAGGGUUUCUGAAGUAUGCAGUUUUUGUAUUGUUUGUUAUAAGUCGGUAUUCAGUUGACUAUUGCUACAACGAACAUGAAGAUAAUGAGGUAAUCUAUUUAAAUUUGUAUUUGCUGGCUCCUCCAAAUCUGCUGAUACCCUUUUCAAGCUCAACUGUAGUUGCAUAUAUAGCUCCUCAGCAAGUGCCAAUUCAAUAUGGAGGACUUAGCAGAGAGGGUGAACAGGAAUUCACCACUGCUGACCCUGCUACAGAGGUUAUUAUCAAACCAGCAACAAAACAUGCUGUUGAGUUCCCAAUUUCUGAGGUGAGAAUAAAAAGUGGAAGCUUGAGCACAGUUGAAACAUUGGCAUCAACUGCUAUUUGUGGAAUUAUCCACUCAAUAUUUGGUGGUCAACCUUUGUUAAUUGUAGGAGUUGCUGAACCAACUUAUCUCAUGUACACCUAUCUAUACAAUUUUUGCGCAAAAACACCAGAGUUAGGUGCUCAGCUUUUCUUGGCUUGGGCUGCUUGGUAA